AUGUCUGGCUUCGACGCGAAUAACGUCUAUACAGUCUCGGUACAUGACUUACCAGCGGCAUCCUCCCCCGAUUCACCCGCUGAAACCGAGAAACUACUCCUUGAGUUCCUUGUUCAAUACCGUGUCGGAGGGGAGUUCAUUUAUCGCGAUAAGCUAAGGGCGAACUUGCUCCUCAAGCAAUAUGUCCUUGAAGUGGAUCUACGACACAUCAGCUUGUUCAAUGAUGAGCUUGCCCACGCCAUACAAGACCGUCCAGCGGAUAUACUGCCACUGUUCGAAAAUGCUGCUGCCAGAGCGGCGCGUACAAUACUCUUUCCUUUGGCUGGUACAUCGGAGGAGCGAACGGAGAGAGCGGCUGAAACAAUACCAAAGGUCCAGAUAACAUUGCGUUCUGGGCUGAACUUGCUGCCAUUCCGCGAUCUUACCGCCAAUCUCAUGAACAAACUCGUACGUGUCCCAGGCAUCGUCAUCUCCGCUUCGGUAUUAUCGUCACGCGCUACCAAGCUGCACCUUCAAUGUCGAGCAUGUCAUUCAGUGCGAAUGAUAUACCCCUCGGGCGGCAUGGGUGGUGUGGGCUCGGGCUCCGAUAGAGGACUCCCCAGAAUCUGCGACGCGCCAGAAGUUGACGGGCAGAAGAAAGACUGCCCACUUGAUCCAUACCUCAUUAUCCACUCCAAAUCAACAUUCGCCGACCAGCAAACACUCAAACUCCAGGAGGCCCCAGAUAUGGUCCCUGUUGGAGAGCUUCCUCGUCAUCUACUGCUAUCUGCCGAUCGUUAUUUGACAGGAAAAGUUGUUCCCGGGUCGCGUGUGAUCGCCACUGGAAUCUACUCCACCUUUCAAUCAGCUAAAACUAAAGGCUCUGGCCCCGCGGCGACGCGGCAACCUUAUAUUCGAGUAGUCCAUUUGGAGCUUUCAUCACAGGCCGCGGGAGGGGGAUCAAAUCCAUUCGGCGUUCAGUUCACAGCGGAAGAGGAAGAGGAAUUCGGCGAGAUGGCUCGAAGCGAAGGCUUUUACGAGAGAUUCGCUAAGAGCGUCGCCCCCAGUAUAUUUGGUAGCCUCGACAUUAAGAAGGCCAUUGCGUGUCUUCUGUUCGGCGGCUCGCGAAAGGUGCUUCCGGACGGCAUGAGACUUCGGGGGGACAUCAAUGUCUUGCUUUUGGGUGAUCCGGGUACUGCCAAGAGUCAGCUUCUCAAGUUCGUAGAGAAGGUCGCGCCAAUCGCUGUGUAUACGUCGGGUAAGGGAUCUAGCGCUGCAGGUCUUACCGCCUCCGUCCAACGGGACUCGAUAUCAAGGGAGUUCUAUUUGGAAGGUGGCGCAAUGGUGUUAGCAGACACAGGUGUUGUUUGCAUCGAUGAGUUCGACAAGAUGCGGGACGAAGAUCGCGUUGCUAUCCACGAAGCUAUGGAACAGCAAACGAUAUCCAUCGCGAAGGCAGGAAUCACCACCGUUCUCAACUCCCGGACGAGCGUUCUCGCCGCAGCCAAUCCCGUCUUUGGUCGAUAUGAUGAGGGCCGUAGUCCAGGCGAGAACAUCGACUUCCAAACGACUAUUCUCUCGCGUUUCGAUAUGAUCUUCAUCGUGAAGGAUGAACACAACGAGCAACGCGAUAGAAUGAUCGCGAAGCACGUUAUGAACAUCCACAUGAACCGGCAGAAUGCUGAAGAUGGGCAAGCGGAAGGAGAAAUUGAUUUGGACAAGAUGAAGCGGUACAUCGCGUAUUGCAAAGGCAAAUGCGCGCCUCGUCUAUCCCCCGAUGCCCAGGAAAUGCUGAGCAGUCAUUUCGUCAAUCUGCGACAAGAAGUGCAGAAAGUUGAACGGGAUAAUGACGAACGGAGUUCCAUUCCGAUUACCGUUCGUCAACUGGAAGCGAUCAUCCGGAUAUCCGAGUCUCUCGCAAAGAUGACGCUGUCCCCCGUUGUUCAAAAUCAUCACGUCGAGGAGGCGAUACGGCUGUUCAAGUUCUCUACCAUGGAUGCAGUUUCUGCUGGGGCUGCGGAUGGGUUGUCGCGCGGGGAGGUAAAUGAGGAGAUGACAAGGAUUGAGCGGGAGCUGAGGAGGAGGCUGCCGGUUGGAUGGAGCACGAGCUAUCAGAGUUUGGUUAAGGAGUUUGUGACCCAGCAGGGGUACUCGAGCCAUGCCUUGGAGAGAACGUUGUUCGUAUUGGAGAAGAGGGAAGUUAUACGGUUCUCCGGACAGAAAAAAGUGGUACACAGAGUCGGUGUCUAG
Messenger RNA from Pleurotus ostreatus (oyster mushroom), 2229 nucleotides. RefSeq names its product minichromosome maintenance protein 5 (gene MCM5). The coding region runs from base 1 to 2229 and encodes 742 amino acids. The record is from RefSeq and is a predicted model, not a curated record. The transcript has 12 exons. Gene Ontology annotation, cellular component: MCM complex; nucleus. Gene Ontology annotation, biological process: double-strand break repair via break-induced replication; DNA replication; DNA replication initiation. Gene Ontology annotation, molecular function: single-stranded DNA binding; single-stranded DNA helicase activity; ATP binding. NCBI's taxonomy places the organism in Eukaryota, Fungi, Basidiomycota, Agaricomycetes, Agaricales, Pleurotaceae.